This is a messenger RNA of Onthophagus taurus, 568 nucleotides long. RefSeq names its product NADH dehydrogenase (ubiquinone) B22 subunit (gene ND-B22). The record is from RefSeq and is a predicted model, not a curated record. Gene Ontology annotation, cellular component: respiratory chain complex I. Gene Ontology annotation, biological process: mitochondrial electron transport, NADH to ubiquinone. Lineage: Eukaryota; Metazoa; Arthropoda; Insecta; Coleoptera; Scarabaeidae.
GGUUGCCUAUAUCGAUUAAUCAGUCGAUGUGUGUCUUAUAAGAAAAACAACCUGAUAACUCGAUUUUUUCUUAUAAAAUGGCAAAUUUGCCUACUGGAAUCGUUUCGCAUACAAGACGCGUUCAAAGUCUAUAUAAAAAAGCUUUGAGGUCUUUAGAAGAUUGGUAUGAUCGGCGAGAAGUUUUCCGGUAUCAAGCAGUAUUAAUGCGACAAAGAUUUGAGGAGAACCGCAAUGUGAAAGAUAUGCGAGUUGCUAAUAGCAUUGUAGAGUUGGGUGAGGAGGAAUUGUUCCAAAAAGCGCAUUGGUUACCAAAGAAAUUUCCAUUAUCUCCUGGUGGUGUUGCUUAUCAAAGAGAAGUUAUCCCUCCUGAUUGGAUAAUAGAUCAUUGGCAUCCAUUAGAAAAAGCUCAGUAUCCUGAAUACUUUGCAAAACGAGAGUUGAGGAAGAAAGAAUUUAUCAGGGAGUAUGAAAAGAAAUAUGGAAAAGCUUCGGUAGUUCCACACCAUUAAAAAAGAAGUUAAUAUUGUAGAUUUGCUUUAUUUAAAUAAAUAAUCAAGUAAUACAUAAA